AUGGAGCCGUCAGCAUCCGCCAUGGAGCCACCAUGGAGCCACCAUGCAGCCACCAUGGAGCCGCCAUGGAGCCACCAUGGAGCCGCCAUGGAGCCGUCAGCAUCCGCCAUGGAGCCACCAUGGAGCCACCAUGCAGCCACCAUGGAGCCGCCAUGGAGCCACCAUGGAGCCGCCAUGGAGCCGUCAGCAUCCGCCAUGGAGCCGCCAUGGAGCUGCCAUGGAGCCGCCAUGGAGCCGCCAUGGAGCCGCCAUGGAGCCGCCAGUAUCCACCAUGGAGCCACCAUGCAGCCGCCAUGGAGCCGCCAUGGAGCCGCCAUGGAGCCACCAUGGAGCCACCAUGCAGCCGCCAUGGAGCCGCCAUGGAGCCACCAUGGAGCCACCAUGCAGCCACCAUGGAGCCGCCAGUAUCCACCAUGGAGCCACCAUGCAGCCACCAUGGAGCCGCCAGUAUCCACCAUGGAGCCACCAUGCAGCCGCCAUGGAGCCGCCAGCAUCCACCAUGGAGCCGCCAUGGAGCCGCCAGUAUCCACCAUGGAGCCACCAUGCAGCCACCAUGCAGCCACCAUGGAGCCACCAUGGAGCCGCCAUGCAGCCACCAUGGAGCCACCAUGCAGCCGCCAUGGAGCCGUCAGCAUCCGCCAUGGAGCCGCCAUGGAGCCGCCAUGGAGCCGCCAUGGAGCCGCCAUGCAGCCACCAUGGAGCCGUCAGCAUCCGCCAUGGAGCCGCCAUGGAGCUGCCAUGGAGCCGCCAUGGAGCCGCCAUGGAGCCGCCAGUAUCCACCAUGGAGCCACCAUGCAGCCGCCAUGGAGCCGCCAUGGAGCCACCAUGGAGCCGCCAGUAUCCACCAUGGAGCCACCAUGCAGCCGCCAUGGAGCCGCCAUGGAGCCACCAUGGAGCCACCAUGCAGCCACCAUGGAGCCGCCAGUAUCCACCAUGGAGCCACCAUGCAGCCACCAUGGAGCCGCCAGUAUCCACCAUGGAGCCACCAUGCAGCCGCCAUGGAGCCGCCAGCAUCCACCAUGGAGCCGCCAUGGAGCCGCCAGUAUCCACCAUGGAGCCACCAUGCAGCCACCAUGCAGCCACCAUGCAGCCACCAUGGAGCCACCAUGGAGCCGCCAGCAUCCACCAUGGAGCCGCCAUGGAGCCGCCAGUAUCCACCAUGGAGCCACCAUGCAGCCACCAUGCAGCCACCAUGGAGCCACCAUGGAGCCGCCAUGGAGCCACCAUGCAGCCGCCAUGCAGCCGCCAUGGAGCCGCCAGUAUCCACCAUGGAGCCGCCAUGCAGCCGCCAUGCAGCCGCCAUGCAGCCGCCAUGGAGCCGCCAGUAUCCACCAUGCAGCCGCCAUGCAGCCGCCAUGCAGCCGCCAUGGAGCCGCCAGUAUCCACCAUGCAGCCGCCAUGCAGCCGCCAUGGAGCCGCCAGUAUCCACCAUGCAGCCGCCAUGCAGCCGCCAUGGAGCCACCAUGGAGCCACCAUGGAGCCGCCAUGGAGCCACCAUGGAGCCGCCAGUAUCCACCAUGGAGCCGCCAUGCAGCCGCCAUGCAGCCGCCAUGCAGCCGCCAGUAUCCACCAUGGAGCCGCCAUGCAGCCGCCAUGCAGCCGCCAUGCAGCCGCCAUGGAGCCGCCAGUAUCCACCAUGUAGCCGCCAUGCAGCCGCCAUGGAGCCACCAUGGAGCCACCAUGGAGCCGCCAUGGAGCCACCAUGGAGCCGCCAGCAGCCGCCAUGGAGCCGCCAUGGAGCCGCCAUGGAGCCGCCAGUAUCCGCCAUGGAGCCGCCAUGCAGCCGCCAUGCAGCCGCCAUGCAGCCGCCAUGCAGCCGCCAUGGAGCCGCCAGUAUCCACCAUGCAGCCGCCAUGCAGCCGCCAUGGAGCCACCAUGGAGCCGCCAGCAGCCGCCAUGGAGCCACCAUGGAGCCGCCAGCAGCCGCCAUGGAGCCGCCAUGGAGCCGCCAGUAUCCACCAUGCAGCCGCCAUGCAGCCGCCAUGGAGCCACCAUGGAGCCGCCAGCAGCCGCCAGCAGCCGGAGGACAGCACCGCACACACACGGCUCUCCUCACAUCAUUACUUCCAUUAA
Molecule: messenger RNA, 2073 nt
Organism: Cyclopterus lumpus (lumpfish)
Lineage: Eukaryota; Metazoa; Chordata; Actinopteri; Perciformes; Cyclopteridae
Product: extensin-like
Exons: 1
Coding region: 1-2073 (690 amino acids)
Source: RefSeq, a predicted model, not a curated record